Molecule: messenger RNA, 2260 nt
Organism: Branchiostoma floridae (Florida lancelet)
Lineage: Eukaryota; Metazoa; Chordata; Leptocardii; Amphioxiformes; Branchiostomatidae
Product: kelch-like protein 26
Exons: 6
Coding region: 215-2260 (681 amino acids)
Molecular function (GO): protein binding
Source: RefSeq, a predicted model, not a curated record
ACAGGGCCGCCAGGAAACAGGAAGUAAGUGAUGAUGACACCAUUUUAUGAAGUUGUUGUCCUGUUUUUGGCCUAAUUUUGGCGAGCUAAGUUUAGAACCUGCGACAACAACAGGGGCAAGGGGCGUGUUAAUGUGCUGGACAAGUCCUCUCAGGUUCAGUCCGAGGCUUAUACAGAAUGAAGUUGCCAUAAGCUGACAUCACAAGCCGAAGGAGAUGGCGUAUCUUCCGUUAUACUCCCGAGGCAAACUGCUCUCAUCGCUGCAGCAUCCACAGAAUGUGUUGAACGCCCUCCACACUCUGUGGGAAGAGGAACUUCUCUGUGAUGUCAUACUUCACGCUGAAGACCGUGAGAGAACCGUGCACGCUCACAAAGCCGUCCUCGCCGCUUGUAGCAGCUUCUUCCGGGAGCUCUUCUCCACACCGGAUGCCAAAGAGCGUAACCCCGUGACGUGCACGUUCGAAGAUGUGUGUCACGAAGUUCUGGAGGCAAUUGUGGAGUACAUGUACACCGGUCAUAUCCGAAUCACCCGGAAUACUGCGUAUGAAAUACACGAGCUGGCGACGUUUUUUGACUUGAAACCAAUCGUUGCGUUUUGCGAGAAAUCCCCGAGACGGUUUUAUCACCCCAAAGAAUUCAGGAGCUGGACACAUCACUUGGACCUGCUGGAAGGGUUGUAUGUGAUGCGGAAGGAUGGUAUCUGCUGUGAUGUGGUCGUGGUGUCGGAGCGCGUCAAAAUCCCCGCACAUAAAAUAGUGCUGGCCGCGGCAUCAGAUUAUUUCCACGCCAUGUUUGCUUCUGGAAUGCGCGAGACGCACGAUAAACAAAUCUGGUUGCGGGACAUGGAACCUGUGGUGCUGAAAGACAUCAUAGACUUCGUGUACUCUUCGUGCAUUCCGUUAGAAGUGCAGAAUAUCCAAGAUGUUAUCAACGUCGCCCACGUUCUUCAGUGCAAGGGAGUUGUUGAUGUCUGCUGUCAUUUUCUUUCCGAAAACAUCGACAUCGAGAACUGUGCAGAUAUUGACGAACUCGCGCAGUUCUACGGCGUCAAGGAACUAGAAGAUGUGGUCGACCACUUCAUCUUGCGAAACUUUCAAACGAUGUUGGACACGGAAUACUUCGCAGAGUUGCCCGCUGGAAGAGUUGCAAACCUCCUGGAUAGCAACGCUUUGCAGGUGAGCUCUGAAGAGGAGGUGUUCGACGUCGUGCGGUGGUGGAUCUCCCGAAGUCCUGACAGAAAAGAGUUCGGACGGAUGCUGCUGGAAAAAGUCCGAUUGACGCUGAUUCGGCGGAGAGAUUUGGACGACACGAUGAGAUGGUUCGUUGAGGACAUGGACUGCAAAGACUUGUGGGAAGACAUGCAGAAGUAUGACGAGGAACUUCAUUCGCAGCCGCUGAUUCGGGAGAGGAAAACCCAAGUGCGGUCGGAAUUUACCACUGUGGUAGCUUUUGGCGGGAGAGAGUCCCACUUAGAACAGCCGUCAGAAGAUGUCUACUUUCUGAACCCGUACCUGGGAGACUGGCAACUGUUAACAAGGAUGCCGGAAACGCUCACGCAUCAAAGCGCAGCCGUUCUGAACAAUUUUGUGUACCUUGUCGGCGGAGAAAGAGAGACACCUGGCGAUCCCUAUCGGGCCCCUAUUUACGUGGGUUCGGUGGGAUGGCGAUCCUGGCGGUACGACCCGAGACAGGACGAGUGGCUGCCCGUCUCCAGAAUGAACACGUCACGGGCCGACUUCAGCCUUGUUGCUAUCGGAACCCAACUGUACGCCGCUGGUGGGAAGAACAACAUCGGCCCCCUGUUCACGGUGGAGUGUUUCACUCCGGAGAAAAACCGCUGGGAGUACGUCACUCCGCUACGGGAACCCCGUCACGGGCACGCCGCGGUCAGCCUCAACGACCGGCUGUACCUCACGGGCGGCUUCGGGAGGGAUGCCCGCACCAAGCCGACCAUGUGGUCGUACAGCCCCCGCCAAAGUCCCGGUCGCAAUCGAUGGAUUUCCUGCACUCCCAUGCGGACGUCGCGUGCGCUGCAUCAGAUGUGCACGAUCGGGGAGAAGAUCUUUGUGGCAGGCGGAGUGGAGACAGUACUGUCGGCUGCAGGGCAAAGGUUUGUACUGCUCUAUCACAGGCAUGUUUGGGGUUUCCGUAACGCUCUGGAUGAAGGCUGUUUGGAUGGAGUCACCUAUACUGCAGAGGCUCAAAGGUCACCAAUAUUUGUUGAGAUGCUACUUGGGACGUAUUGUGCCGGCAUGCUGUAA